GCUUCCAGAAGAUUGUAACAUAAAUAUUUCUCUCUAUUGAAAUGCAUCUGAUAUUAGAUUAGUUGCUUUAUUAAUCUCAUGUUUCUAAGAAUUAAUCUUAUAUUGCCGGAUAUGUUGGCAGGGGGUAUGCUUGUGGAAAGGUGAAUUUCCUGGGAAGAAUUCAGCAGGGAACAACUUCUGAUUUUGGCCUCUGACUGUGUACCAUGGAAAUAACAAUGGGCAGCCAGCUGGUUAUUGACUCGUAACUUCAGAAGCUUUGAGAAUAAUUGUAUUUUUCCUGCUUGCAGAAAGUGCUGGUGGAUUAGAUACUUUGGGGAUUUGAUGCAUUAUUUCCUUCUCCUUGUGGGAUACUAUAUUAUGAAGGAGGAUUAAGAGCAAUUUGAUUCAGAGGAAUUUUGUUCUACAACCAUGACUGAAGAAAAGAAUCUGGGAGUGUCUCAGAAUGCCUUGUCACCUUCAAGAAGUACUAGCAGCUGUUCUUCUAAACAAGGAAGUCGACAGGACAGCUGGGAAAUCAUAGAAGGACUUCGUGGAGUUAUGAAUUGCACCCAGGAACCCCAGAAGCAGGAAGGCUUCUUGCUGAAAAAAAGGAAAUGGCCUCUGAAAGGUUGGCAUAAGAGAUGGUUCUUUCUGGACAAAGGGAUUUUGAAAUAUGCAAAGAAUCCAGCCGAUAUAGAGAAAGGGAAGUUGCAUGGAUGUAUAGAUGUUGGCCUUUCAGUGAUGUCUGUCAAGAAAUCGACUAAGUGUAUAGAUUUGGAUACUGAAGAACACAUUUAUCAUUUGAAGGCAAAAUCUCAGGAAGUAUUUGAUGAAUGGGUAGCAAAACUGCGUCAUCAUAGAAUGUAUCGUCAAAAUGAAAUUUCCAUGUUUCCAUAUGAUAUCAACAAUCAUUUCUUCUCAGCUUCAACAUCUAUUGCAGAUUCAGUAACAGGUCUUUUGGAAUCAACAGCAAACAAAAAGAGAGGCAGCAUGACACAGCAAAAUUCAGUGCAGGCGGGAAAUCCUAUGUCAUUACCUUGUUUAAAUGAGUCAAGAAUUCCAACUUGUUUGCAGCCAUCUGAAGAUAUGGAAAGAUGUUCAAAAGACCUCUCCCAUUGUCACAACUAUCUCUCGGAGAUGAGCCAGCUUUUGCAAAGCAUGGAAGUUCUCCAUAGGACAUAUUCGGCACCUGCCAUAAAUAUUCAGCAAGGUCUCCUUUUUGAAAGUCCCAAAAAAGAAAAAAGAACACACAGAAGAUGGCGUUCUAGAGCUCUUGGUAAAGAUGCUAAAGGGAUGUUGCAGGUACCAGCUGUUCUUUCUGCUCCACUAAGGCUGCAUGCUUCAAAUCCUAAUUUAUCUACAUUAGAUUAUGGGGAUGAAAAAUUGUAUUCAGAUGGUUCUGAGGUGACAUCAGAAUUUUCUAAAUUGCAAGAGGACUUGUGUCACAUAGCUCACAAAGUGUACUUUACCUUAAAGUCAGCUUUCAGUACGAUUUCAACAGAAAGAGAGAAGCUGAAGCAAAUGUUUGACCAUGAUUCAGCUGCAUCUCCAUCUGCUCAGAUAAUUGGACUGAAGAAUGCCUUAUCAUCUGCCAUAGCACAAAACACAGAUCUUAAAGAACGGUUAUGCAGAAUACAUGCCGAAUCUAUGCUCCUUGAUUCAGCUGCUAAUGCAAAUUCGAGCCCUGAUUUUGUAAAGGAAAGUUCUGAACAUCAAAACAGGAGUCUAGUUCACCAAAUAUCCAACGAAAGCAGACUAUCAAUAACAGAUUCACUCACUGAAUUUUUUGAUGCACAGGAAGUUCUGCUGUCUGCCAGUUCUUCAGAAAACGAGGUGUCUGAUGAUGAUUCAUAUGCCAGUGAUAUAAGUGAUAAUAUUUCCGAAGACAACCUAAGUAAUGACAUAGACAAUGAAAGGCAAACACUUGAUUGUGUCCCAGAUGGUAUUAUGGAAUGCCAUUCAAGGCGGAGGACACGUCUACCAGCCCCGUGCCCCAAUACAAGUAACAUCAGCCUCUGGAACAUUCUACGGAAUAAUAUAGGAAAAGAUCUCUCCAAGGUGUCCAUGCCUGUUGGGCUGAAUGAACCUUUGAACACUUUGCAGAAGCUAUGUGAGGAACUGGAAUAUAGUGAAUUGCUGGAUAAGGCAGCAUUUACACCUAAUUCCUUUGAAAGGAUGGUUUAUGUGGCUGCUUUUGCAGUGUCUGCCUAUGCAUCUAGCUACUACAGAGCUGGAAGCAAGCCAUUCAAUCCUGUGCUUGGAGAAACCUAUGAACGUAUCUGUGAAGAUAAGGGUUUCCAAUUUUUUUCUGAACAGGUCAGUCAUCACCCAGCUAUAUCUGCAUGUCAUGCUGAAUCUGAUAACUUUAUAUUUUGGCAAGAUAUCAGAUGGAAAAAUAAAUUCUGGGGAAAAUCCAUUGAAAUAGUACCAAUUGGCACAACACAUGUAAUUUUGCCAGGGUUUAAGGACCAUUAUGAAUGGAAUAAAGUAACAUCUUGCAUUCAUAAUAUUUUAAAUGGGCAACGAUGGAUAGAACACUAUGGAGAGAUUAUAAUCAAGAAUCUGAAUGAUGAUAGCUGUCACUGCAAACUUACUUUUGUAAAGACUAAAUAUUGGAAUCGCAGUGUUCAUGAUAUUGAAGGCAAUGUUUUGGACAAAAAUGGAAAAGUAGUACACCGGCUUUUUGGAAAAUGGCAUGAAAAUAUUUAUUGCGGAACACCAUCUUCACCAAAUUGCAUUUGGAGAGCAAAUCCAAUGCCUAAAGACUAUGAACAAUGGUAUGGUUUCACACAGUUUGCAUUAGAAUUAAAUGAAUUCGAGCCCAUCAGUAGAUCACUGUUGCCACCUACUGAUACCCGAUUUAGGCCAGAUCAAAGGUUCUUAGAAGAAGGAAAUAUUGAAGGUGCAGAAAUACAAAAACAAAGAAUUGAAGAGCUGCAGAGAGCACGGAGGAAAGUUCUAGAAGAAAGCAAUAUAGAACAUCAUCCUAGAUUUUUCAGGAAAUCUGCAGAUGACUCUUGGGUAAGCAAUGGAACUUACCUGGAACUUAGAAAAAACCCUGGAUUUUCCAUGCUGGAUAAUCCUGUGUUGUGGUGAAAAAGAAUCAAGUGAAGAGGACCUUUAACAAUCCUUUUCUGUUUAUAAGGAAGGAAAUGCUGCAUAUAAUUUUGAUCUUAUAGACUAUUACUUAAGACUUCGGCAUGCAUAUAUACUUCAAUGUAUUUCUCUUCUAUUUCAAAAUUAAUAUAUUUUCAAAUUUACAAAAACUAAUUUUCUUUAUAUAUAAAUCGAUGAUUACUGAAUGUUAUUUUUAAAUGGAGACAAAAGAGAGAUUAACACUAUUUUUCCAAAGGAUGAUGCAAGUAAGAUUUAAUGCCUUAUAUAAAAUUGUGUGACAAAUAUUGAGUCAGCAGCAUUUGGCCACACAAAAUACAAGCAAAUAGCUGACAUUGAUCCCUCAGCAGGGCAAUACCAAAGCUGCUGUUUAUUUAUUAUAUCUGUUCUUUUGACUGGACUAUUUUUCAACAGAUUCAGUACCUUUAUAUUGUAUCUAAUGAAAAAAAAUAUUCCAAGAAAUAAUCUAAGUGGUAGUAGUAUUGGUAAUUCUACUGCCUUAUAAAACAGAUUAAAAACUUUGGGAAGUUCUCUUAUGACUUGGUGAAAUAAACUGAAAACUGUUGAAGAAUUGAAGAGUUUAGUAGAACAGAAGAGAUUCCAAGAAAAUUGUGUACCAAAGGAUGUAUAUGGAUAAUGCUGUAUAGGAAGCUGCUGCAACUCCUUUGAAAGAGAUACUUUAAAAAGCAUACAAAGCACUUCUUUAGAGUAAUCAUGAUUUUUUCUUCUUCUCGGCUUCUGUGCCUGGGAAGUUGCUUCAAGCUGCCUUCAUAUGUGCAUAGACGCACAGACAUUUUACUUCAUAUGGAUACAGCCAUAUAAGUCUGGAAAAAAGCAUGGCUGCUUGAGUGAUUCAGUACUUUCUACACACACACACACACACACACACACACACACCUACCUGAAACAAAGUCUUAAAACUCUACAAAUAUAGAAAAAUACCUCCUCCGUUCAAUCCUAUUCCUUGAUGGUCUCAUUAUGUUACUAGGCAGACUCCUGUGACUUCCCAGAAGCUCAGGAGAUGAAAUAUAUAACCCUGAUCUUUCAAAGGUUCCUCUUAUCUAAUCUAGAACAUGGGUAAAUUUGACCAAAUGAAAUAAUCUGAGCUAAGUACUGACAGAACUUUUUAGUUUCACUCUGUAGACUUUCCACUUUAAAAAGUAAUUAAAACAAUAUAAAAAUCCUUCAUUUUAACAAUUUGCAAAGUAAUUGUGUUAAAAGACAAAUGUUUUUCUAAUACAAUAUUUUGGUAUUUUCUACCUCUUCUAAACAGUUUGUUUAAUAUCUUUUUUUUUUUAAGAUGACCAUCUGCCUUAGAUAAACAUUUGAAAAUAUAUGACCUUGCUUUAAAUCUAGAAUUGGGUGAUUAUUUGUCUUGUAGUAAAUGGUUACAUGUUUUCCAGUAUUUUGGUUUAUAUUGUAAUAUGUUCAUUAGCAGACUUGGCCAGCAUCAGAAAUAAACAAAAACAGCAUUUUGGAAUAAAAUUCACAACCUUUUGUUUAUUAAAUUAAUUUUAUUUUAGUAUCAUGCAUGAUAUUCUAAAAAAUACUGUCUGGACCCUGACUUUUUGUGUAAGCUUCAACAUUUUGCAUCCUGCAAACCAAGGAAUGAUGUUGGCAUAUAGCGUUGAAUACUUUUAUUACAAAAUAUUUGUUACAAUUUAUAAAUAUGGAUGAUAAAUCCAUUGAUUUCAAACAAUACACAAAAAUACUGCAUUACCCCAAACAAUUUCUAUGGAACACAGCUCAGGUCAAUUGUCUCAGCCUUAAUAUUUGGAGAAAGCAAAUAGAUUACUUAGUUUGAAUCAGGACAUUAAGAGAGUGUCGUGCAUUAGU
Messenger RNA from Notechis scutatus (mainland tiger snake), 4929 nucleotides. NCBI's taxonomy places the organism in Eukaryota, Metazoa, Chordata, Lepidosauria, Squamata, Elapidae. The record is from RefSeq and is a predicted model, not a curated record.